UGUGGACGGCUGCCGCGCCGGCUCUACUGCGGCCAUACGUUCUGCCAAGCUUGCCUGAAACGCCUUGACGCUGUUGCCAACGAGCAGCGCUGGAUCCCCUGCCCACAGUGCCGCCAAAAUACGCCCACACCACGCGGUGGUGUUGCCAUGCUCGACCUCGACCUGGCCACCUUCCUUGCUGUCAAGGCUGACAAGGAGCAUCCCCAGAUGGCCAGCAGGUCCCAACCCGACUUGGCCACCAAGGGCUUGUGCAAAGAGAAGGUGAUCACUCAGCAGCCGGUGGGGCUGUGCCAAGACGCGGACAACCCCUGGGUGUGCAGCUGCGGCAUCCUGCCCCUCUGGCGCUGGCUCAGCCGCAACAGGGAAAAAGUGCAAGGUGAGUACCUGGAGGACCGUGUCGCCAAGCCCCGUACCCACUGGCUUGUCACCCCGUCGGGACUGACGCAGGACCCGCCCCCCCGGGUAGCUUGCGUGGUCGGUGCCCGUGGGGAGAAGAGUUUGCUCCGCUGCAGAGUCCCGGAGCAGCUGAACAAGUAUCCGAUCAUGGCUUUCGGGAAUGAGUCCUUCAGGCAAUGUCAGGAGACCUCAUUGUCUGCCCAGCAAUACAUCGUCUUCUUGAUCAUUGGACCGUUCUCCUUCGUGGCCAGCAUUUUCUUCUGUACCUUCAUGGGCUCCACCAUAGUGGUUUAUCACAACCUGAGCAGGGAACCCCACUGCUGGAGGAGACCCCGCAACCGCAGGAGCCACCGAGGCAGAGUGACCAGGCUUUAG
Molecule: messenger RNA, 771 nt
Organism: Cariama cristata (Red-legged seriema)
Lineage: Eukaryota; Metazoa; Chordata; Aves; Cariamiformes; Cariamidae
Gene: RNF224
Product: ring finger protein 224
Exons: 3
Molecular function (GO): metal ion binding
Source: RefSeq, a predicted model, not a curated record